AUGGAUGACCAAGCUUGGAGAGGCAAGCUGCGAGAUAGUGAGCUUUACAACUCUUGUCUUAGCCUCCGCUGGGUAUUGGUCUCCAGGUAUCAAGCAGGAAGAUGUGAGGAUCGGAUUUCUCGGCUGCGGUGGAUAGUAUUAUUCGUGAAGGUUGAAUAUGUAAUGAUCGUAACAGAACUGGAACUACCACCAGAGUCCGAGUCUUCGCUGUCAGUAUACGGCGGCAGAUCAGUAGGACCUAGCCCAGGGUCUGAGUACCUCCUGUGCUCGGAAUUCAAGUCAUCACUCUCAGCAACAAUGUGAUUGUUCGCAGACGGAGGCAGUGAAGUGUAGUCUCCAUUCUGAUAUAAAGUCGAGUAGCCGGUCCUGUUUUCCUGGAGACUCGAGUACCCAUUGGCGACGUUAUUCACGCUACUGAUGUUACUGAUACCCUGGUGAGACUGUGAAUGACCUUGAUGCUGGGGAAUGUUUCUCCUGGGCCUUCCUCUGGGUGGUCGGUAGUUGGUCUGCGGAACUGGCCUGUACAGCGGGUAGAUUGGCGGCAUCGAGACCGGCUCCAUCGCGUAAGCGACGGGCAGCGUCGAGUAGCCACAAACACUGGGGUCAGACAUCGUCGUAAAGAGUCUCUGGCCGUUGCGCAUUGGUGCGACAUGCGGAGCAACCGUUGCUGCUGGUUGCUGCCAAAACAUCGUCGCGUAAUCAACUCCCGGAUUGAUCAUAGGCUCGCUGAUCUCCGUUGGGGUCUCGCUGCACCAAUUGUCGACCUUUGUGACAUGGCUUUUCUUGUUCGCUCGCUUACGGUGUCUUCUAGCCGAGCUUGAUGAUUUGUCUGGUCGUCCAGAUGACAUGCUUUCCAU
Molecule: messenger RNA, 857 nt
Organism: Cotesia congregata
Lineage: Eukaryota; Metazoa; Arthropoda; Insecta; Hymenoptera; Braconidae
Source: the annotation of a GenBank genome assembly